UGCCAUGACAACAGGACGGUGGCUGCCAGCAAGAGCAGAGAAAUGUGAUUUUUGUGUGAACGAGGAGUAACAAACCGCGGGUUUUACGGACUGGCUCGUGUAUAUGAGGAGGCAGCAUGUCUCUCUUCAAGGCCCGUGAUUGGUGGUCGGCAGCGCUUGGCGAGGGGGAGGAGUUUGACCAGGGAUGCCUCUGUGUUGGAGACGUGGACAACAGUGGCACCGGACAUGACAAGGUGGUGGUUGGCAGCUACAUGGGGAUGCUGCGAAUAUUCUCCCCACAUGCCAGUAAGUCCAGCGAGGGAGUUCCGGUGGAAGCCCAGCUUCUGGAAGUCCAGCUUCAGAACGCCAUCAUCCAGGUGGAAGUGGGCAAGUUUGUCUCGUGUUCAGAGCUUGUUCAUCUCGCUGUUCUUCACCCCAGGAAGUUGUCAGUCUACUCUGUUUCAGGCACUGCUGGAAACGUGGAGCACGGUGACCAGUACCAGCUGAAGCUGGUUUAUGAACACAAUCUGCAGAGAACAGCCUGCAACAUGACCUACGGCACCUUUGGAGGGGUUACAGGUCACCACUCCCUGUGUAUUCAGUCCAUGGACGGGAUGCUGAUGUUCUUCGAGCAGGACAGCUACUCCUUCGGCAGGUUCCUCCCUGGUUUCCUGCUGCCCGGCCCACUGGUCUACAACCCCAGAACAGACAGCUUCCUCACUGUUUCCUCUGCACGCCAGCUGGAGAGCUACAAGUAUGAGACUCUGUCUGUGGCCACAGAGGCAGAGAGUCGACAGGAUCCCGAACUGCCCCUCAAGACUGGAGGCAAGAGGCUGACGCCUGACUGGACGUUUGUCCUGGGAGAACAGGCGCUGGACCUCUCUGUGCCCUCCUUCUCCCACUCCUCCUCCUCCAUCUUCGUUCUGGGUGAGAGGAACCUGUACUGUCUCCGUGACAACGGCCAGAUCCGCUUCAUGAAGAAGCUGGAGUUCAACCCCUGCUGCUUCCUGCCCUACACCUCAGUGACGGAUGGCACGACCAACCUGUUGCUGGGUAACCACACCAACAUGCUGCUGGUUUACCAGGACGUGACUCUGAAGUGGGCGGCCCAGCUCCCAGUUGUGCCUGUGGCCGUUCGCAUCGCCAAUUUCCUGGAUUUAAAAGGAGUCGUGAUCAGUCUCAGCUCUGAUGGUCACCUCCUGUGCUCCUACAUGGGUACAGACCCCUCCUUCUUCUCCACGCCCAAGGUGGACGCCAGGGAGGCCGACUAUGAGCAGGUGGAUGCUGAGAUGAAGAAGCUGCAGAAGUUCAUCAGAGAGGCCACCAGGACUCAGGACAUCCUGCCUAAAACGGAUGCUGAGGAGGACCUGAUGGUUACAGCUGCCGUGUCCUCCAGCAUGGACAGCCAAUCGCAAGCUCUGAUCCAGGAUAUCAACGGUCUGCCCGUCCCUUCAGUAACCAUACAGGUGAAGGUGAAGGCCAGUUGUGUUGUACAGUCGUCUAAGCUGACCGUCAGCAUUCAGCCUCCUCUGGCCGUCACUCAGGACCAGUUUGUCCUGGAGCCCAUGGGUGUUGGGUCCUCCACAGUUGUGGCAUUUUCGGCUUUCCUCAACGGCCGUUACCCGCCUGCUGACCUGACCGGAGACAUCACGGUGUCCUACAGCUCGCCGACAGAGCUUAACCCCAAAGGAGUUCCCAGGGUUCUCCAGUCCAGGUUCAGUCUUCCUCUGGCAUUGGUGUGUGUUCCUUCCUCUCCAGCCAAAACCACCAAGUUUAAGAUCACCGUGGACACCAACCAGGCACCAGUCGACCUCACCUCCAUCUUCACAGAGUUUUCAGCAAAGUCAGAAGAUAAGGAUGGGAAUAGUUUGGCUUUCCAGUUCCUGUCAGGAGCCAAGGUUACGGUGCUGGCUUCCAAAACCUCCCAGCGUUACCGUAUUCAAAGUGACAGCUUUGAGGACAUGUGGCUGGUGGUGAAGGAGCUGGUCCAGAGAUUCGACCGACAUUUCUCCAAACUGGGAGUCAAAGACUUCAAGAAGAGCUUCAGUGGACCGCUUCCACUGCAGGAGUACUUCCUGUCUGUAGACCACCACUUCCAGCUGCGUGUCAGUGCUCAGCAGUACCAGGACCUGCUUUCAGAGCGGGCUGUUCAGUUCAGAGCCAUCCAGCGCCGCCUGCUGACCCGGUUCAAAGACAAAACCCCGGCACCCCUGCAGAACCUGGACACGCUGCUGGACGCCACUUACAGCCAGGUGAUGGCUCUGGCGGAGGCUGCGGAGGAGAACCGGGCGCUGCUGGAGGAGGCGUUUGUCCGCCUGAGGAGCGCCACACACCUGCUGGUGCUGCUGCUGUCGCUGUGGCAGGGCCUGACCCCCGACCAGACAGCCAUCCUGGAGGCCACACUGCUGCCGCUGCUGCAGGACACGCCACAGCUGGGCUGGGAGGAGAGCUGCGACGCCGCCGUGUCCCACCUCCUGCGCAGCUGCCUCUCGCGGAGCACCAAGGACCAGGCCACCUCUCUGGCCCAGGCAGGGGGCCCCGUGCUGGGCCUCCCCCAUGACACCGCCCGCCUCAAGAAGCACAUCACCUUGCUAUGCGAUCGAAUUGGCAAGGGAGGCCGCCUCACCCUGGCCUCUGAGGCCAACCUCCAGGUCCCCGUCCAGGUACAGAACCUGGCUGCUCCAGGGGGUGUUGAGCCCAUUGCUGAAGUGGCCGGCGACGGGGAGGAGCUGGAACUUCCACAGGAAGCGACCAAGUUCAUCAAGAAGAAACAGCCGUCUAAGAAAGUCAAGAAAGACAAGAAGGAGGUGUCGAGGGAGACGUCAGAGGCCUCUGUGAAAGAAGAAGCGGAAGGUGCAGAGGAGCCGGUCAAGGAGGCGAAAAAGGAGAAGAAGGAGUCAUCCAAGGAGAAGAAGGAGUCGAAGAAGGAUUCGAGCAAGGAGGCCAAAGAGCCCAAGGAGGAGGCGAAGAAGGAGCCCAAGAAGGAAUCCUCCUCGUCCAAGGAGAAGAAGGAGUUGUCGAAGGAGAAGAAAGAGAAGGACAAAGACAAAGACGGAAAGGAGGCCAGCAAGGAGUCGGGGGACAAGAAAGUGUCCCGGAAGUCGUCCGUGAAAGUGAAAGAGAAGAAGAAGGAGCCGGAGCCUGCAGAGGGCUGACGGGAGCGGCUCACAUGACAUGCAGACAGCAACACACGAUGCACGUCCACACAUCACACACCGACACACAACAUAAACCUGUGUGUGUGUACAGCGUCCAUGUAAACAGAACCACACACACACACACACACAUGCAGUCUAAACAUGCAUUUACAUGUAAAUAUACUCAUUCAAGGCCAAAUGUCUCGGUAGCAAAGCAGUUUCCUCUCAGACGCAUAUUUACAUCAUCGAGUAAUAGUUGAUCCUCACACACACACACACACACACACACACACACACACACACACUUCCUGUCUCUGGGCUGCUGCAGCACACCACAUCCAGUAGUUUUGGUGUGUGUGUGUGUGCGUGCGCGCUGGGCAGACGUGGUGAGGUCUGAGCCCACGGAGAGCGAGGAGGAAGGCGAAAUCCUCCUCCUCUUUUCCCCAGACAUUUCGCUGACUCUCUCCCUCUUCCUCCUCCUCCUCCUCCUCCUGGUCCUCUUCGUCUAGCCUCAGCAGCAGUUGAACCCACAGCCCUGCGCCUCCCUAAUCCCAGUCAGGCCCCAAACCACCCCCCCGCCCACGCACGCUUCUGGAUGUGACGUCGGACCCGCCCUCUCGCCCCCUCGCGUGGCACCGGGCCCCGCCGGAGCCUCCCCCGCCUCACCGCUAAGAAUAAAUGGCCUGCUGCGUCCAGCAGCCUCGCUGCUUCCGGGUAAAUCAAGGCCACAUCCUACAGCCACCACCACCGGCACCACCCCCUCUGACCUCUUCCAGUUGGUUUUGUUUUUUAAAUCUGGGACACCCAGGGACACGCGGCGGCUGAUGGACACAUACUUGGUCCCACGGGGUCGAACCUGAGACUGUUUUUGUACGGUGGAAACCAACAGGGCGUGUCUGGAAAAAAAAGGAGACGAGCCGACGGCGCCCAAGGCUUUUUCUGCUCAUCUUCAACACCGUGAUGAAGAAGAGGCUGGACAUCACACGCGCUCCAAGGCACUGUGUCGUCGAUAACACCAAGAUCACGUUUAACCAACUACACACGGUUUGAAACGUUACUGCUGCCAGAGCGAGAGGAGGGGCAGCAGGUAAACGGGGGUGUCGGUUCUGAGGUCCACUGUACAGGUACUAACUGAGGUCAAAAGAUCAGCUGAUUGGACAGAUUUUCUUCCUGUUCCUGGUGUCUAGCCAUGCAGAAUGAAUGAGGUGUUGAAAUGUUACCUGUUCUUUGUCACUGUAAGGAUUGGACAAACACACACACACACACACACACACACACACACACACACACACGCAUCAUUUAGGAGCUUUGAGCUGAAUCUGUGCCAGACUUGAAGCUUACAGACUUCAGCCAUAGAUGCUGUGCCAGCCAAGCAGACGCUCCAGCAGCUCAGUCCUCCUCUAAACGUCUGCACCAUGUUCAGCUUCAGGCCGUCUGUCCACUGGGAGGCUUUUUCUACCUGACUGAAGUGCAGGUCGUCGCUUCUCUUGUUGUUAUCUGACUGAUUUUUAGGGUUUUUAAAUGUUAAAUAUUAGGAACUUUUAGCUCAGAUCAGCUUCAAAAGCAUCAGCUCAGGAGGAUUGGUAGAGUAGUGUGUGAUGUUACAGCGGUUGCCAUUGGACACAAAGUACUACCUACAUGUUACUGUUUGAGAAAACCUUGUAUGUCUGUAUAUAGAGUAGGUUUUGCACUGUCGUGUUAGCUGUCGAGAUGUACCAGACUCCUGCUCCGAGUCUGCUUUUAUAGCCACAGUUCAUUCCAGGAGGAGCAGCUCUGCACUUCAAACCCGCUGCCCGUCGUCAUCAACGUGCAGCCUGAAGAAGAUACCCAACCAAACCAAACUCUGAGAAUGAAAUAAACCCUAUUUAUGAAACAUUUAGUAAUAAAAGUAAUCUACUGU
Chelmon rostratus (copperband butterflyfish) is the source of this 5016-nucleotide messenger RNA. It is a transcript of the gene bbs9, whose product is annotated as Bardet-Biedl syndrome 9. The record is from RefSeq and is a predicted model, not a curated record. Gene Ontology annotation, biological process: cilium assembly. The transcript has 23 exons. Gene Ontology annotation, cellular component: BBSome; membrane. The coding region runs from base 117 to 3134 and encodes 1005 amino acids. Lineage: Eukaryota; Metazoa; Chordata; Actinopteri; Chaetodontiformes; Chaetodontidae.